AUAAUUUUGGCGCUACGAACCGUCAUCUAAAUAUCCGAUAGUUCCACGGACCGUUCAGUGUGACGCGAAUACGUGAGCUCAUACACGUCCUAUCUGUGUGUGUUCGACGAGUUUCUCCGUUUUGAACUUGAAUACAGUUUCUGUAAACAGUGUGUGUUAGUAAACCUGGCAAUAGUUUCACUAAUAACACUGGCCAAAGUGAACAUCAGUUGUUAGUGAUUAAUUUUUUUUGCAGUACGGUACAAUAUACGACAUGAUUUUUAAAAUUCUUCGCAGUAAAACACGCCUUAUCACACGGCACUUGCACAGUGCUAGUUUCAUCGGCAAGCCAACAUCUGUGAUAAGAAUAAUUGGAACGACGGUAUGCAUCGGAGGAGCCACUGCCGCUAUAGCAUACCACUGCCUGUCCCGGAAUGAGGUGCACAUGGAAGCCGUGGGGUCAGCAGCUAAAUUUGCCAGCCUAUCCCGGUAUAUGGCGGAUCCGAUAAGCGGCCGCCAGAUGUUAGAUGCGAAUAAAAAUGACAUGAAAUGUCGCAUGGAGGAGCUUGUGAUGCGGAUACAGUACGAUUUCUGCCGUUCUCUAGAGGCGGAAGAGAACUUUGGCAAAAAGUUUCUCGUCGAUCGGUGGGAGCGAAAGGAGGGUGGUGGCGGAAUUACCUGUGUACUGCAGGAUGGCGAUGUGUUUGAAAAAGCAGGCGUAAACAUAUCAGUUGUGCACGGAAAUCUUCCAAAGGGCGCCAUUCAGCAGAUGCGUUCUCGCGGCAAACAGUUAGCGGACGGAGAACUCCCCUUCUUUGCGGUGGGCGUAAGCGCAGUAAUACAUCCGCGCAAUCCGUUCGUCCCGACGAUACAUUUUAACUACCGAUACUUCGAAGUUACCGACUCUACAGGACAGAGGCAGUGGUGGUUCGGUGGCGGCACCGACCUCACACCAUACUAUCUAAACGAGGAAGACGCCAAGCACUUUCACCGCACACUGAAGGAAGCGUGUGAUUCGCAUGACGCCACGUAUUACCCAAAGUUUAAGGAAUGGUGCGACAAAUACUUCUUCAUACCGCACCGGAACGAAAGCCGCGGCGUGGGAGGCAUUUUCUUCGAUGAUUUGGAUGGCCCGGAUGCGGAGCAAGCGUUCGACUUCGUGUCUUCAUGUGCACAUUCCGUAAUUCCUUCCUAUUUGCCGCUGGUGCGUGAGCACAAAAAUGAUCCCUACGGCGAUCGCCAUCGUCAAUGGCAGCUGUUACGCCGCGGACGAUAUGUAGAAUUUAACCUCAUAUACGAUCGAGGCACAAAGUUCGGCCUUUACACGCCCGGUGCACGAUACGAAAGCAUUCUAAUGUCUCUACCUCUUAAUGCGAGAUGGGAGUACAUGAAUAUACCUGCCCAAGGAACGGAAGAAGCUCUUAUUACCGAGGUGCUCAAAAAACCUAAAAAUUGGUUAAAUUUGUAACGUUACCGUUCGACGGUAAUAAAAAGAAACAUACAAUUUAUGGGAUUCAUCGAUGGAUCCGUCGCGGGAAUAGGAAUGGUUCCCGUUUGAACAGCUUCCAUAAUGAUAUGAAUAAAUAUGCUCUACUAGAACAAUCAA
Messenger RNA from Anopheles coluzzii, 1585 nucleotides. RefSeq names its product oxygen-dependent coproporphyrinogen-III oxidase (gene Coprox). Gene Ontology annotation, cellular component: cytoplasm; mitochondrial intermembrane space. The record is from RefSeq and is a predicted model, not a curated record. Bases 254 to 1447 code for a protein of 397 amino acids. Gene Ontology annotation, molecular function: coproporphyrinogen oxidase activity. The transcript has 3 exons. Lineage: Eukaryota; Metazoa; Arthropoda; Insecta; Diptera; Culicidae.